This is a messenger RNA of Pocillopora meandrina, 1032 nucleotides long. The record is from the annotation of a GenBank genome assembly. Lineage: Eukaryota; Metazoa; Cnidaria; Anthozoa; Scleractinia; Pocilloporidae.
AUGGAAGGGAAGAACACUAGCAAUAUCCAAGAAUUGGAGUACGAUCCUCUUGGGCGAACACCAUUGCAAGUUGGCAUCGAAGUUACUAUUGCAGUUUUAAUAUGUAUCGCCUGCAUUGUCGGCAACUCCUUAGUUGUGGUCACCAUUCAUAGAAAUCCUCGUCUCAACUCCAUCACUAACAUGUUGGUUGAGAACCUUGCGUGGACAGACAUCAUCAUGGCAACGCUGCACCUGCCAUUUUGGAUAGCAAGCAUGCGCAGUGGUCAGUGGUUAUUUGGUCACUUGGCUUGCAAGUUUGUUGGCUUUUCUGAGCUAGUCUUUGGCACAGCGUCGCUACAAACAAUGGCAGGAAUUGCAGUUAAUCGAUAUUUCAGCGUCGUGAAAAGAAAUUAUUUUGUAAAAUAUUUUUCAGACCGUAAAACAACGUAUGUGAUUAUUAUUGCCACAUGGGUUUUUCCCGUCCUUGUAUGCAGUCCGCCUCUGUAUGGCUGGGGAACUAUAGAGUUUAGUGGCAAGUUCACUGAUUGCACCAUGGGAUGGUACGUGAAGGAUAUCUCCUACAUUACAUUUUUACUAACGGUUGCAAUUUUUAUAACAAUGAGCAUCAUAAUCUACUGCUAUUUCACCAUAUUCAGAUUUGUAAGACAAAGCUCCCGCCAGGUUCAAACUUAUAACAGGUUAAGAGAUAAACUCUAUCAUCAGAAGGAAGCAAUGACGGAAAAAGAGAAGAAGAUAAUCAGAGUUUUCGUGGCUGUAGUUUGUGUGUACACUUUGUGCUGGACACCAGUUUGUGUUGUCGGUUUUUGUGAAGUGUUCGGCCACGCAGCCCCCCGUUUUGUUUACAUCAUUGUUUAUUACAUGAUGUUUUCAAGCAGUUUUUGUAAUCCGAUAAUCUACGGCGCGUUCAAUCCACAGUUUAGGAUGGCUUUCAAACGAGUACAUGCUUCCUUGCAUAUAUCAGUGGAUAAACCUUCAAGAAGGUCAAAUUCAGCCCGCGGGGAGCCCAGUGGGAAUGAUCUGAUCUGGGCGAGA